UUCGUUUUUCUUCAACCAAAAGGAUUAAAUUCUAAUAAAUCGUUCAAUAACCUAUAAAAAUGCCUAGUAAAGUAGAUAAAGUUUAUCACACAAUGUUGCUUCGCCGCAGAUUUUGUAAACGCGUUAUUUUAAUGGCUGUCGCAUUCGGCCUAUCAUUUUACGUUUCUGUUUUGUUAUUUGGUGAUUUAAAAAGCCCUAGAGUGAUGAAUUUAACUGAUUUAGACCGCUGCCCUGCUUGCUUUGGAGUGACUGUAUGCCCUGAGCUGUAUUCUAAUCAAAUUAUAAUGGAAUCUAAUCAUCACUGGCACAGUAUGUUCAAUGCAAAAAAUAUUUAUUAUGGCUACACAAAAUCUAACAGACGAGUGGUUAUGAAGAAAUUAGCUCACGAUUGGGAACUCAAAGAGUUAGAUUCGAAGUUGUGUAAGAUUUGGCACCUAAAACGCGACUGCAAACCAAUAAAUUUGCUCAAUGUAUCGAAUAUUGAUGAGAAAAUGAUAAGCAUCAUCAGUUACAACAUCAGUUGGCCAGAUUCUGAGCCAAGGAAGGGUCUGGUGCUCUGUCCCUACACUUACAGCUUCUAUGACUUCAUCCAGCCAGUGCUGAACAACCAGAAAUCGAAUAAUAACAACUAUAAGUCGGACAUGUUGAAUGUGUGGACAAUGCUGAGCAUCAAUCCAGAGCCUAUAAUUUUACAGGUGAUACCCAAGUCAAAGGGCUGGCGUGUGCCAGCAUAUGGAGGAGUUUGUGGUCGUCUGGAAAUUGUAGCAUAUGAAGGAGAGCCACUGUCAUCACUACUGCACGUGCAGUGGCACCGUAAACUCAAAUAUGCUCGAGCCAUUUUGGAUGCAGCAAUGGAUUUUACGUUUAAACAUGAUAGAUUCCGCUUUUACUUCAUGGACUGGUCUUUAGACAAUAUUGUGGCAAAUGAAAGGGACGAAAUCACAUUUGUGGAUCUGGAAGAUGUCAUUGUGCUGGACAAACACAUAUCUCCCAAGAAAGACCUACCAGACUGGUACCAACGUUACAUCAGAGAAAUCACUGGACCAGGAUUCACAUUUUCAAUUGAAAAUAUGUGCAAACACCAUUUGAGUGACCACAAUAUUUGGGCAGCAUGUUACGUAUUAGCAGGGGAUGAAAAUCCAUUGUUGUACCCUAUACCGAAAGACGUUAAUGCUUCAAGGCCACAUUUAGACCGACUGCUGAGUGAAUGCUUGAACGGUGACGACCGUUUCCGUACCGUAACAAAACUGCAGCAUGUUAUGUCAGAUAUGUUGAUAGAUGAAAACAUAGUUGGUUUUGGCACUGUUAGAUGAUAAGACAAAAAAAAUUAUUUUGGAAUCUCAGCAUUGUGAUGUCUUGUUUAAAUCAUAACAAGAUUUUAAUCUAAGUUUUCGUCCACCAUGAUUAUUUCUGUGGGCUUUAAAACUUCAAUUUUGCAUUUAGUCAUAUGGUGAAGCAAGAUUUUAACGCUCUGUAGAGCCAGAUUCAUCAUCUUUACAGAUUCGUUAUUCUGCAAUAGGUAUUUUUUAAUUUUUUUUGCGAUAUUAUUAUUUCACGUAUUAUAAGUUAUUUAAUUAUGUGAUUCAUUUAUAUUGGAAAGGUUGUGAUUUUGAAUAAAUUCUGUUCACGAAUUUUUGUGGCCAUGUUAUUAGAAUUAAAAAUUUUAGACUUA
Ostrinia furnacalis (Asian corn borer) is the source of this 1672-nucleotide messenger RNA. RefSeq names its product divergent protein kinase domain 2A. Bases 60 to 1313 code for a protein of 417 amino acids. The transcript is spliced from 3 exons. The record is from RefSeq and is a predicted model, not a curated record. NCBI's taxonomy places the organism in Eukaryota, Metazoa, Arthropoda, Insecta, Lepidoptera, Crambidae.